GAAACUUUGCCCGAAACAAAGGCGAAAAUCGCACGCGGCAGAAACAGCAAGCGGAAUAUACAGAAAACCAAAAAUGUCCCUUUACCCCAACCGGCUCAAUGGUAGCCAUUUGGUGGUGGUGCUCCUAAUAUUGGCCCUAACCACCGAGGAUGUUCAAGCCAAGUGGAAGUCCAGCGGAGGUAGUCGCCGCACUUCUUCUUCUGGUUCAGGCAGAAGGACUUCGUACUCACCCUCAUCCCAUUCAUCUCCAUCACAUUACUCGGCUCCUGCGCACCACUCGGCACCUGCGCACCGCCCGGCUCCUGCGCCCCACGCUGAUAAUGUCAAGCUGAGCUACGGAGGUGGAACCCACUCACAGCCAAGCAAGGUGAGCAGCUCUCAGACGCACAGUGCGGCUCCAUCGGCCCCCGCUUCGCCAAUUGGCUGGAAUGUACCAGCGAAGCCCCAAGGACCACCGCCGGCGUACUCCGCCUCGAAUCCCGUUGGUGGUGCACACACCAACAUAAACGAGCGUCCACCGGCCUACAAUCCGGCUUACAAGCCAGCACCACCCAGCUAUUCGGCCGCCACCCAAACGCACAGCAACACCAAUCUGCAGAGCCCAUCCCGUCCGGCAGGAGGUGCCAGUUCCGUUUCCAGUUCAAGUUCAGGUUCCCACUACUACGGCGGAACCCACAACACUGGGUAUAGAGGUCGAAAUAACUCCACGGGUGGAUAUGGUUCCUCCGGAGGAUAUCAGCCCAUUACGGCCACCAAUGCCCACAAUGUGCAGUCGAGCUAUCCCCGUCAGCAGUUGCCAGCAGGUGCCACCUACCACCCGGCCGGACAAAUUCCUGCCGGAGCCACUUAUCAUCCGGCGGGUCAGUUGCCAGCGGGAGCCUCCUACCACCCAGCAGGUCAGGUGCCUCACGGAGCGACAUACUACCCAACGGGUCAGAUUCCAGCCGGGGCCACCUACCAUCCUUCCGGCGGUUAUCCGGCCGGAGCGACGUACCAUCCAGUCGGACAAGUGCCGCAUGGAGCCACGUACUAUCCACAGGCACCUGUUGGUGGAGGUUUGCCUCCAGGAGCCACGUUCCUGCCAGCUGGAGGAGCUCUGCCUGCCGGAGCUGUUUACUAUCCACAAGCGCCGCAAAAGUCAUCCUCAGGCUUGGGAUUGGGCACUGGACUUAUUGCUGGAGCCUUGGGUGGUGCCAUCCUGGGUCACGCCCUUACUCCGACCCACACCCGUGUCGUGGAACAUUCCAAUUCUUACGGCGGCGGCGGUGGAGGUGGUGGCAGCCAGGGUGGCGAUGACAAGAUCAUCAUUAUCAACAACGGACCUCCCGGAUCUGUGACCACCACUGAUGUGGGAUCGGGCACAACAGUGAUAAAUGCUGGUGGAAACCAAGCCGCCGCUUCUCCCUCUCUGCCAAUUCCUCCGGCCUAUGCAGCUCCACCGGCGUCUGUCCCUCAAUCUCUUCCUGUGCCACCUACCCCGCCAGUUUCAGGUGCAGCUCCAUUGGCUCCUUUGGCUCCUUUGCCACCAACUCCAGCUGAUCCAUCGGCUCCUGCUCCUGCUCCUGGGACUCCCGUUGCUACUGGAGUUCAAGCUGCUCCUAAUCCUGCAGAUCCCAAUGCCCCAGUUCCUCCUGCACCUGGAGCCCCAGCUGAUCCCAACGCACCACCUGCUGGUAACAUCAUUUGUGUGCCCGUGAAAAUUCCUGGACCAGACCCGAAAGAUCCAACCAAGACGAUUGAACUGGAUCAGAUAGCCUGCUAUCCUGCACCACCACCAGAAGUUGCUCCUCCAGCCAAUGGAACGGCACCAGCCGUCGAGGGUCCUGUGCCUCCUCCCGUUUCCGCUCCCGGAACUGUACAAUUGGCUCCCUUCGAGGCCACCACUCCCGUGACCAUUCCCGAAGGAUCUGUUCCGUUGGCUCCCAUCAUUCCUGGCGGCCAGCCGGAUAUCAUGAAGAUGCCUGGUCUGACACAGGCUCGACUGUCGGUGGAAUCGGGUCUCAGGGAUGCACACAGUAUGGCCGAACGGACCUUUGGACACUUUAGCCUCAUCUCCACGGUGGUGACCCUGCUCGUGGCCUACUGUCUGCACUAAGUCCCAUCGCCACCCAACCCUUUCAUCACUCAAUGACGCAGUGUCAUUGGCAACCGGAAAGCUUUACCUAAUUUAUUGCCAUUCUGAGGGACACGAGAUUCAAGUCGAUUUAUAUGUCUAACCCCGACCAAGGGGUACUCUUUAUAUACUUUGUAAAAACAAUCGAAUUUUUAAAAUAUACUCGUAGUUCUGUUAGUCCUCAAAGUACGCCAACAAUAAAUCUACCAAACGAUUAAAAUACGGUAA
This is a messenger RNA of Drosophila eugracilis, 2341 nucleotides long. RefSeq names its product mucin-1. The record is from RefSeq and is a predicted model, not a curated record. Lineage: Eukaryota; Metazoa; Arthropoda; Insecta; Diptera; Drosophilidae. The transcript is spliced from 3 exons. The coding region runs from base 74 to 2095 and encodes 673 amino acids.